AUGGGUUCCAGAUACCAGCAGGUGACAACUCUUCACAUCAUUAUUUUCCUACAGAUAAUUCACUCGGUCACAGGCCAGUAUGAAAUUAUUGCUCCUGAUCAGCCUGUCAUUGGAGUCAUUGGAAAAGGAGUCAUCCUGCCCUGUCAGCUGAACGUUAAGAUAAUCCCUGAGAGACUUUCUGUUCAGUGGAUAUUUACUGGGACCUCCAAAACAAUUGAUGUGAUCACUUAUGAUGGAAAAAACACAUACAAUCCAGUUAGUGAGGACAAGACAUACCAGGGCAGGACGAAUUUUUUUCAGUCUGAAUUUAAUAAGGGAAAUGUGUCUCUUCACCUGAAAAAUGUCAUGCUCUCAGACAAAGGGAAAUACACCUGCAGUGUCUUUUUUGAGAACUGGUAUGAUGAAGUGGUGGUUGACCUGGAUGUGGCAGCUAAAGGGGAUGAGUCUUCAGUUUUCCUGGAUGGUCAUGUGGGUCAGGGCAUCAGCCUCACCUGCAAGUCACAGGGAUGGUUUCCAGAGCCCAAAGUAGUUUGGCUGGACAGCAAAGGACAGAUGCGGAAGGAGGAAGUGUCCACCAUAAGCACAAAGACUUCUUCAGGCGUUUUUGAUGUUGUAAGUUCCAUAAAUCUUGAACCAGGAUCUGACACAGAAGUCUCCUGCAGAGUAGUCAAUAACCUACUCAAUGCAAUGUGUGAAUCCCGAGUCCUGAUUUCAG
Nipponia nippon (crested ibis) is the source of this 715-nucleotide messenger RNA. NCBI's taxonomy places the organism in Eukaryota, Metazoa, Chordata, Aves, Pelecaniformes, Threskiornithidae. The record is from RefSeq and is a predicted model, not a curated record.